This is a messenger RNA of Cadophora gregata, 1575 nucleotides long. RefSeq lists its product as uncharacterized. The record is from RefSeq and is a predicted model, not a curated record. Lineage: Eukaryota; Fungi; Ascomycota; Leotiomycetes; Helotiales; Ploettnerulaceae. The transcript is spliced from 2 exons. Bases 315 to 1067 code for a protein of 250 amino acids.
GAUAACGUCAAGCUUCAACACCAUCGCGUAGUUCACCCCCUUAGCCUCCUCUCUUAGUCUCUCUGAAAACAAAAAAGUCCACUUCUCCCGAAACUUGGCCUCCGGGCCCACAUCCCUCGUCACAUCGGGGAAACUAUUCCCCAUUAAUGGCUAGUCUCAUACUUCCCAUGUGUUUUUCUGCUCCACCCAAGCUUUCAAGUCUGGGAUACGCCUGCUUGACCCCUACAGCCCCCCUGCUCACCGAACAAAUUUAUUGCGUUCGGCCGACACGGUUUUUUCAUAUUUUUCCUUCACUUUUCAAAGCUUUGCCGUAAAUGUCACAAGUGCCGUGCUAUUACGGAAGAAGUAAAUCGGAUCCACUAUCAAUCUUCCCCGCUGCUAGAUGUGAUGAGUCGGCAGAUCUUGGUGGUGAUGGUGGGCGUGGUGUUGUUGUUGUUGGAGGCAACGACAUUACGAGUUUGAUGAAGGUUUGCUAUCAACCUCGUCGUCUUGGUAGCGACACAGUCUCAAGCUUUACGAAUCUUAUUCGCAAACACAACACGUGUAAAUCAAACGCAAUGGAUGGAAAACAAUGCGAUGCAUACCAAAGAGAGAUCCGUUAUCUGCAUCUCUUCUGCAUCUGCUUACCUCGCCAAGCAUCCUCCACACACCCAACAAGACGCAAACGGAAUCCGGAUCGUCAAAAAGUCAAUUUGAGCUCAGACGGAAUUUGGGUUGAGCCUCCUGACUCGUGCCCUGUCUGCGUUUCUAUCUUCGUGUACAGAAUGUUGCGCAGUAGUAGUAGAGUCUUUCAGUUCACACUUUCACUUGCGCAACACUUUCAGUUUUCAAAGCUGCAGCACACGAGACAUGCAAACCUUUCCUUCCUCCCCUUCAAGUUUGAUAAGAGAAAAGAUAAUGAUGAUAUCCAUUCUCGGCACGAGCACAGUACAACUACCUUUUCCAUCCUCCCUCCCCUCCAUCGCAUCUUGCCUCCUGAACCAGAAAAUCAAGCCGGUGGUUGUCACCCUAGAGUUGCGAACUUGUCCUGUCAGCCAUCAGCCGAGCAUAACGGCUACAUAAGCUAGGGAUCAGAUGCGUCAUGCAUAAGUCUUGCAGCGACGACACCACCAUCAAAUAUUUCAAGUACAUCCUUAUCUGAAAACGAACUGGAAUGCAAAGCCAUCUCAGACCAGACCAAAUACAACGCAAUAACGGAUCAAAGUACCGUUCAAAAGAUUGGGACUUUCUUUGCCCCGCUCAUUACAUUCCCCUAAAAUAUUUGUCUCACCGCUGGGCAGAAUAGUCGCAUACCCCGCAUUGAAGCUCCGAACCAACCAGUCCAGGCCACAGCAGUAGCCGACAAUUACCUUCAGCGAAGCCAGUAUAAGAGUAAAGAGAUAAUUAGUUAAAGACUUAUUAUAUACUUAGCUGUAGCACUCAGCUAUCCGGAAUAUAUCCGGAAUAACCUCGAAUCGAAGCUAGUAAUACAGGAUAUUACUUAAGCUUAUACCUAGGCGGUAAUAAAGCUUCUUCGUGAGAUAUUUACAUAGCCACUAGAAGAGAUUACUAACGAGUUUCCACCUAGAAUAAUAU